AUGCCUUUAUCCAACCGACGUCGCGCGCGGCGUAAGGAAAUCCAGCUGCAGGAAACCUCGGACGCGGAGGCUCCGGAUUCGUCGCCCAGUCGCCCUUCGACAGCCAAGAAACGCAAGGUCGAGCAUCGUACCUCUCCUCGCUCGCGACCAGUCAAGAACGAAUCCGCAGACGAAGCCGAUGGCUCGUCGCCGGACAAUGAGAUGUCGGCGAAUCAGGACCUGGUCGACAUGGUCAUUUCUUACUUGAAUCCUCCCCGCGAGGAGGUACGCGUCCUGCGCGACCAUUCGAAUACGAAAACCGAGAACAAACAGAGUAUCCGCGCCUAUGCGAAGAUUGCCGGCCGCAACUGGACCUACUACGUCAAGACCCUCCAUGUCAACAUUGGCCGCGAGCCCGACCGCGAACAGAAGCUGGAUGAACAGUCGAGCCCCGUCACCAUCGCUGCGCGGGCCCUGCCCGAGGUCCAUGUCGAUUUGGGUCCUAGCAAGUUUGUCUCGCGCCUGCAUGCAGAGAUCUUUUAUGAUGGAGAGGAGACGGCUUCGUGGCAUAUCCGCGUCAACGGGCGCAACGGCGUGCGUCUCAACAAUGUCAUCCUCAAGCGUGGCACCGAUGCCAUCAUCUCCUGCGGCGAUAUCGUCGAAGUCGCAAACACCCAGAUGAUGUUCGUCACCCCAGGCGACAAGGCCAACAUCCACCCCAGCUUCAUCGAGCGCGCCCAGCGCAUGGCCAAUGGUGAGGAGGAACCCACCACGUGGGAUGCGUCACAGCAUGCCCACCCCGCGUCCCAGUCGCAGUCGAUAACCACGGAUCCCGCCUAUUCGUUCUCCGCCGCCCCCGCUUCGAGCGGUCAGCCCUCGCUGGCCCCCGCCCCGCAUUUCCUGAAGCGCAAUGUCACCCCUCCGCCACGGUCCCCGGAUACCGCUGGGGCUCGAACGGCCAAGCAGUCGCCGUUGUACAACCGGGGGAUGAUGAUGGAGAGUACCGAGGAGAUCGACUACAGCAACGACUCGUCCAAGGACCUGAAGCCGCCAUACAGUUACGCUACGUUGAUCGCGCAGGCCAUCUUCUCCAGCGAAGAGGAGAAAUUAACGCUGAACAACAUCUACAAUUGGAUCAUGGACAAGUACGCCUUUUAUCGUCACUCCCAGAGCGGCUGGCAGAAUUCGAUCCGGCACAACUUGUCGUUGAACAAGGCGUUUCAGAAAGUACCUCGUCGAACGGACGAACCCGGCAAGGGUAUGAAGUGGCAGAUCGCCCCGGAAUACCGCGAGGAGUAUUGGAAGAAGCAGCUCCGCAAGGGUACGCAGUCGUCUGCGCCGUCAUCGCCGGCCACAAAGGAGCCCAUAUCGCGGAACGUGGCCAAUGGGUUAGAAGCCGUCUUCUCCGCGGCCGGGAAAAAGUCUCCACAGGUGUCAUCGCCAGGGUUCAGUUCGUUCCCCGUGGCACCUGUAGAGGCGUAUACACCUGAGAGAGGGCCGCGAGCCGGUCGGGGAGGACAUGAACAUCCGCUUCGCAAUAAUCACACCCGGGACUACGAGGAGCCUUCACCGCUGCCAACGCGAGCACGCAACGGUUCAGCGCACAAUGGGAAUAGCAGCACCAGCAACAACAAUCUCAGUCGCACCUACGGACUUUCAGAUAAUGUGGCCGGGUCACCUCCUGUACUGUCGUCGUCGUACUAUGACGAAGGGCCAUCGUCGAUGAUCACACCCGCACCGCAGAGGCAACAACCCCGUCUUCCCCCGCCCAGUACAGCACAGAUCCCGUCCAAGUUCAUGCCGAUGAGCUCGCCGGCGCAGUUCUGGAAAUUCGCGGAUAUUGGCAGCACGCCUGCCCGACCGGUCCCGGACAUGAGUCCGCUCAAGGGCGAGCCUGGAGAUGCGAUUGGCAGCUUCCCGAGUAGCAGUCCUCCACCGCCGAACAUGGCAAGCCCCAGUAAACCGGGAACGUCGAAUGGGCUAGGCCACGGACGAACACUGCCGCCGCUCAAGGAAGUUAGCGAGAUAGAGAGUGUUCGACCGAGUCUGAACGGAGUGACCAAGAUUGAACCACCAGCGACGGGACGACAUUUGGGGAAUGACGAUGAGGACGAUGAGGAAGAUGAUACGGGAGGGUUCGAUCUGGCAAGGGGUUUCCAACCCAUUGGAUCAUACCAUCGACAGUUGAGCAAUGCAGCCCGAGCCAGCGCUGCAACGUCUUGA
Messenger RNA from Aspergillus wentii DTO 134E9, 2202 nucleotides. RefSeq names its product putative forkhead transcription factor Fkh1/2. The coding region runs from base 1 to 2202 and encodes 733 amino acids. The transcript has 3 exons. Gene Ontology annotation, molecular function: protein binding; RNA polymerase II cis-regulatory region sequence-specific DNA binding; DNA-binding transcription factor activity, RNA polymerase II-specific. NCBI's taxonomy places the organism in Eukaryota, Fungi, Ascomycota, Eurotiomycetes, Eurotiales, Aspergillaceae. The record is from RefSeq and is a predicted model, not a curated record. Gene Ontology annotation, biological process: regulation of transcription by RNA polymerase II.